CUCGAUCUGCUUAUUCAGCGGCAAAAUCGCCCUUUCUUGUAUAAAUAUACCGGCUACUUUAUUUUCCAUGCAAAAGUCCACAUCUUAUUCUCACUUGUCUGAGAACAGCCUACAGUGCCCAAGAAAAAAAAAUACAAACAGAAUUGAAAAAGGAAAAAAGAAAAGAAGAUGAACAAUAUGGCGAAUCUAUUGCUACAUAAGAAAUGCCCUCUGCAAUUAAUCUUGGAUGAGCAAGUCCUGUAUUUGGAAGACAGCUUGGAAUCUGUCAUGGUCCGCGGGGAAGUCAUUGUCAGCUUUCCUAAAGAUACCCACAUCCAAGGUCCCAUCGAACUUUUAUUUGAAGGCAUACAGCGAUUUAUUCCUUGGCCGGCUAUCAUGGUCAAUCGACCAUUAGGUGGUCCGCUUGAAACGAAAUUGCAAACGAUCGAACUGUCACUGCUACCGCCCAAUAAUCAAGGAUAUAUACCAGCGGGGGUCCAUCGAUUCCCAUUCGAAUUUCCUAUUCCUUCCUCUCUUCCUACCACCGUUCACAUCGCCAACCGUCUAUCCAUCUUUUACCGACUCACAGCGUCCUUACGACGAUCAGUUCAUGCCGAUGGUCACUGGCUCGAUAAAGCACGACACACCAUGAGCAAAAAGAAACUCACUGCAACAGCUGGAAUACGACUACUUCGAGCCAUCGAAUCGGUAUGCAGCCUUGCGCCUCGUUUGGCACCUCCACCAACGACGACGACGUUGCACCAGUCCAUCACUACCAAUCCAACGGUACCCUUGGAGUCGGAGCAUCCUGAACAUCCAUCCAGCGAUAUGAUUGUUUCAGAUCCAUGGGCACGACAGAAUCGAACGUCUUACCGAUUAUCGCUUGACGAACAGCAUGACUUGCUGGCGUUCUCAAUGGCCGGUAGAACAGCCGAAAACCUCAACGUUGAAUUAAAUCCCAAAAAGGACCGCGGUAUACGUUAUCAGCUCAGUGUCGAUCGUACAGCUAUUGCUUUGGGUACCAGUGUGGGGGUCAGAGUCAUGCUCGAGCCUACACUUCAAAAGAUGAAACUGCAGUCCGUUGUUUUGGUGAUUACCCAAAUGUGCGAAUAUACCAUACGAAUUCCCGAAAAUCAUAUGGUGCCUGGAAAGGCGGAAACCCGAUACAACAAUGAAGCGUCCAAAGUGGUACUCAAAUGGGCUUACGGUUAUGCCGAUGAUGAAUCCAAGUCAGGCACACCAUCACCCUCACACCGUCCUGACAUCCGACCGUAUCUACACCGUCGAUUUGCGAAUGAAACUUCUGGUCCUUAUCGCACCAAGACUUCCACCAAAUGGCCCGAGCAAGCACGAUGGCGAACAAUCGAUCCAGACGAAAAGGACGCACCCGAGCAAGCAGAAGUCAACCCUCAACAUACACAAGGACAGCUAUUGAACCUAAAGAACAUUGGACAAGAUAUCGAAGUAGGUGAAUACUUUUCAGGUCGUUUUGUCUUGCCGAUUCCUGCAUGUGAUCAUAUGCUGUAUCCAAGCAUUGAGCACGACGGUGCGGUGAAAAUCCAUCAUUGGCUCAAGCUAGCUGCGGUUGUCAGGCACGGGAACGAGACGUUUGAAAUAUCAUUGGACUCUCCAAUGCGCAUGUUGGACUGUCGACUUGUGAGUCCAGAUGACGAACGGCAGACGAUUUUACCACCACCACCGAGCUACAGUCCCAGUGAGCAUACACGUGAACCGAUGAGUUUCUGGGAACAAAGACAACCGAUUACUCUGCAGAAGGGAUGGGGGACGUGCGACCAAUGUCCUUGUCAAAUUAAACGUUCUUUGGCGAAAAAAAAGGAAGAAAAGGAGAACCAAUGUGCUUCGCUUCAGCCGGAGCAGGGUCCACCACCCAGAUACAGCGAACGAUGAUAAUGAAUGAACUGAUCCUAGCUAAUCGAUCCGUAGAUCUAUUUAUGCGACCCCACUCCCUCGUUUCUUGAUCCUGAUAUUUCCUCCUUGUAUGCUUUCUUCUUUUUUUUCUUCACCUAGUUUGGCUUCGUUUUCUUAUUCUGUUUUUAUUUGUUUAUUUAUUUUUCUUCCUGGUCAUUUUUUGUUUUAUCACAUCCUUCUAUUUAAUGCACACAUGUCUUUUUAUCUAAGAAUCCCUCAUACUCAUUCUUCCGACUAUACUCAAUAGAUUAUUCUCAUCAAAUAAAUAUUCCACUUAUAAUACAACCUUUAAA
Messenger RNA from Radiomyces spectabilis, 2201 nucleotides. RefSeq lists its product as uncharacterized. Lineage: Eukaryota; Fungi; Mucoromycota; Mucoromycetes; Mucorales; Radiomycetaceae. The record is from RefSeq and is a predicted model, not a curated record. Gene Ontology annotation, cellular component: plasma membrane; cytosol; cytoplasm. Gene Ontology annotation, molecular function: protein-macromolecule adaptor activity; ubiquitin protein ligase binding. Gene Ontology annotation, biological process: ubiquitin-dependent endocytosis. The transcript has 2 exons. The coding region runs from base 169 to 1887 and encodes 572 amino acids.